Talaromyces stipitatus ATCC 10500 is the source of this 1776-nucleotide messenger RNA. RefSeq names its product MFS alpha-glucoside transporter, putative. Gene Ontology annotation, cellular component: membrane. Bases 1 to 1545 code for a protein of 514 amino acids. The transcript has 8 exons. Lineage: Eukaryota; Fungi; Ascomycota; Eurotiomycetes; Eurotiales; Trichocomaceae. Gene Ontology annotation, biological process: transmembrane transport; carbohydrate transport. Gene Ontology annotation, molecular function: carbohydrate:proton symporter activity. The record is from RefSeq and is a predicted model, not a curated record.
AUGGCGCAUGCUCCUUUCGCAAAGGCGGUUCUGCUUGUGGUCGGGGUUGUCAUGCAAGGAUUCGAUAUUGUGGCCGGAGGUCAGCUAGCUGCUUUGCCGGAAUUUCAACGACGAUUUGGAUAUUCGCAGCCAGACGGUUCCUUCCUAAUUCCUGCUCACUACCUUUCCGCUUGGAGCUCGAUCGCUCCUGCAUGCGAAAUAGUUGCCACCUUUAUCUUCGCUCCACUGCUUGAGAGGUUCGGGCGGAAACCAGGAAUUUUAGUUGCCUCCAUCAUUUCCACCGCAGGUGUCAUUCUCCAGCAGCUGGCAACUGAUUGGCGUGUGCACCUGGCUGGUCGAGGUGUCAAUGGUAUCGCGAUUGGGAUUAUGUUCACCAUCUCUCCACUAUGGAUUGGUGAAACUUGUCGACCGGAACUUCGGGGUUUCUUCCUGUGUUUUUUCAAUACUAGCAUUGUCUUCGGACAGUUUGCAAUAGCCGUGGUGGCUAGGGGCAGUAGUCACUUAAGUGGCAAAUGGCAAUGGUGGUUACCGAUAGUGGCAAUGUAUUUCUUUCCGGCUAUUCUCCUAUCUGGUUGGUUCUUCUUUCCCGAGUCUCCGUACUGGCUGGUGCGGCAGAGAAAGAACAGAGAGGCCCUGAUAUCUCUCCAGACAAUAUACGGCUUCAAGAAUGAGGCAUUCUAUACAGCAGAAGUUCGCCGAAUGGAGUCGGAAAACGAAAGAGAGAUUUCCACCCGUGAUAGCCGCGCUGAGGGCUCCUACAGGUUUCUCGGCAUCGAUGUGUCUACUGAAGCUGAAUGCUUUAACCGCGCUAAUCUCAAGAGGACCCUUACUGCAGUUUUUGCCGCUAGCGGACAGCAGAUGAUUGGAGCCACCUUCGUUAUCGGCUACGCAACAUAUUUCUUGGAAUUGAUUGGGAUAAAAGAUUACUUCGAUGCGUCCGUUGCCCUUUAUGUGGUGAUGUUGCUAUCUAGCAUGCUAGCCUUUCCUCUGUCCGAAACCGUCGGUCGGCGAACGAUGAUAGUGAAUCCUCAAUUUUUUCUGUGCUUCGCACUUUUACUAAUUGGUCUUUUGGGUUGCAUCCCAAACCCAGAGAAAGCAAGCUGGGGUAUUGUUGUCCUCAUUUAUAUCUGGGCGAUCAUAUAUCAGCUUUCCAUUGGAGCCGUAGGCUUUGUGUUGGCUUCGGAAAUUGCUACAGCUCGCCUGCGAAGUACGACUCAAGGCCUCGUCACCAUCACCAACGCGUUGUGGGGGCUCAUCAUGCAGUUUACAGUCCCAUACAUGAUUAGUACUGAUGCAGGCCACCUGGGCGGUAAAGUUGGAUUUAUCUUCUUCGUGACAGGGUCGAUCGCAGCCACUGGGGGAUGGUACCUCUAUCCUGAGACUAAGGGUAUUUCCUUUGAAAAGAUGGACGAGCUUUACGCAAGCAAGACCGCUCCUCGACUCUUCAGCCGAGCCGUGGCCGCCGCGCAGGGUGACAUAACGCCCCAUACAUCCAAGGUAGAAGGAGUCUCUGAGCAUGUAGAGGUGACCAACUUCUCUUCGUGAUGGGAAAGGGUUUCACGUCAGGAGCAUAUCAGGUAUUCUUUGAUUUAUCUAAAUUCUGCCGCAUUGGACUAUCGUUUCUUGUGUUCUGCUCUCCUUUGAAAUGUGGUGCUCUUGCAACAAGGUUUUAUGGGUGAAGAACAAGACCCCGUCAGUGAGAGAGAGGAAGGGGGGUUAUUUGUACGGUUGAUAUAGGCAUAUUUUGGUCGAAUUUUCUGUCUCAGCGUAACAUAA